ACGGAGCAAGAGCGUCGGGCGUUCGCACUGCCAAUCAAAUUCAACAGCUGUCGCCGCUGCCACAACCUCUCCUGUUCUCGCUCUCGCAGCAGUACGGCUGCCUGGCUGGAGGAUCUGGGCUGGGCCUCCGCGGCUCCGAUCCGCUCUCACCGUCACCUGGCUCAUCUUGCUUCUAUCACGCCGGGGACGCAGGCCACACGCAACCAUCGUUCGAGACCCAGCGCGCCGGCCGGGCCCUCCUGGGUCCUGGCUCCUGCUCGCCGCCGCGCGGAGGAGCAGGGGCCGUUGAACCGUUCACGGCGGCGCGUCCGGCCGGGUGCUCUUCGGUGACCUCGGAUUCUGCGCUCUGUCCACCGGAAGCAGUCGACAUCUCAGGCGAUCCGCUCCAGGGUAGCUAGCUAGUCGGUAGUACAACAAUGGAGGUUGUAGGUGUUACCACGGGAGUGAUGAAGCCGCUCCUGGCCAAGCUCACCAAGCUGCUGGGCGAAGAGUACGCCAAGCUCAAAGGUGCUCGCAAGCAGAUCGAGUUCUUGAGAGAUGAGCUGAGCGCCAUGAGUGCCACUCUCGAGGUGCUCGCAGAUGCGGAGCAGCUCAACCCUGAAAGGAGGCUCUGGAGGGACAAGCUACGCGAGCUGGCCUAUGACCUGGAAGAUUGCAUCGAUGGCUUCAUGGCUCGUGUUGACGACGGCCGUGAUGGGCCUACGGGCUUCAUCAAGAAAUGCUCCCGCAAGCUAAAGAAACUGAAAGCGCGCCAUGAUAUUGCCAAUCAGAUCCAAGAACUCAAGGCCUAUGUAAUGGAGGCCAGCGAGAGGCACAAGAGGUACAAUUGCUUGGAGAUCCCUUCCAACUCUAGUACUUAUUGUGCUGUUGACCCUCGGCUGGCCGCGCUCUAUGUGGAGAUAGAUGAGCUAGUCGGAAUUGAUGGUCCCAAGAAGCAUAUCAUUGAGUGGUUAUCCAUGGAAAAGAAAGCCUCUUCAGCAGCACCUAAAGUCCUCUCAAUUGUUGGUUGCGGAGGCCUUGGUAAGACAACUCUUGCAAAUCAAGUCUACAAAAAUGUAAAAGGCCAGUUUUCUUGUGCUGCUUUUCUCUCGCUUUCUCGAAAUCCUGAUAUCAAAAAGAUAUUGCUAAAGAAGUCGAUAUUGCCAACAAUAUAUUGGACGAUGACGAGAAGCAACCCAUUGAUAAACUCAGGGAACACCUCGAGGAUAAAAGGUAAGCCCAGUCAUCUAUCUGUUGGGGGAUUGAUAAUUUUUUUGGCAACUAUAUGAAACAGAACUGCAAGCUCUACUUCCUGAUUAUAAUAAAAAAGAGUAUAUAGGGGCCCAUUUAUUAUUAA
Messenger RNA from Panicum virgatum (switchgrass), 1336 nucleotides. RefSeq names its product disease resistance protein PIK6-NP-like. The record is from RefSeq and is a predicted model, not a curated record. Bases 417 to 1268 code for a protein of 283 amino acids. The transcript is spliced from 2 exons. NCBI's taxonomy places the organism in Eukaryota, Viridiplantae, Streptophyta, Magnoliopsida, Poales, Poaceae. Gene Ontology annotation, molecular function: ADP binding.